AUGAUCAAUGGUCGACUGAUAUCCUUCUACUAUUGUUGGAUUUGGGGAGUGAUAGGUAGGGAUCGAAGGUAGAAUAAUUUUGGAUAAAAUCCUUGUUAUUCGACGAAGGAAAGUUUAUCAAGAUGAAGGGAUGGAUAUUUAACAUCGACGCGGGAUAUUUGGAGGGGUUGUGCCGUGGAUUUAAGUGUGGCAUCCUCAAGCAAUCCGAUUACCUGAACUUGGUGCAAUGUGAAACACUGGAAGAUUUGAAGCUUCACCUACAGGGCACUGACUAUGGCACCUUUCUCGCUAACGAACCGAGCCCUCUCUCUGUGGCGACAAUCGAUGACAAACUCCGAGAAAAACUCGUCAUUGAGUACACCUACCUCAGGAACCAUUCUGUAGCUCCACUGAGUACCUUCCUGGACUUCAUAACAUACAGCUACAUGAUUGACAACAUCAUUCUGCUGAUCACUGGUACUUUGCACCAGAGACCAAUUUCUGAGCUGAUUCCCAAAUGCCACCCCCUGGGAUCAUUUGAACAGAUGGAAGCUAUUCAUGUGGCUUCUACACCUGCUGAGCUAUACAAUGCUGUCCUUGUGGAUACACCCUUGGCCCCAUUCUUUGUGGACUGCAUCAGCGAGCAGGAUCUUGAUGAAAUGAAUAUUGAGAUCAUCCGUAACACUCUCUACAAAGCCUAUCUGGAGGCUUUCUAUGAAUUCUGCAAGGAGAUUGGUGGCACCACUGCUGAUGUCAUGUGUGAAAUUUUGGCUUUUGAAGCUGACCGUCGUGCUAUCAUCAUUACCAUCAACUCCUUUGGAACUGAACUGUCUAAGGAUGACCGUGCUAAACUGUACCCUCGUUGCGGUAAACUGAACCCUGAUGGACUGGCUGCACUGGCUCGUGCAGAUGAUUAUGAACAAGUAAAGGCAGUUGCAGAAUAUUAUGCUGAAUACUCAGCCCUCUUUGAAGGUGCUGGAAGCAAUGUUGGUGAUAAGACUUUGGAAGACAAGUUCUUUGAAUAUGAGGUGCGUUUGAAUGUCCAUGCAUUCUUGCAACAAUUCCAUUUUGGUGUGUUCUACGCUUACCUGAAGUUGAAGGAGCAAGAAUGCCGAAACAUUGUAUGGAUCAGUGAGUGUGUAUCGCAGAAGCACCGUGCAAAAAUCGACAACUACAUUCCCAUUUUCUAAAACUGUGUAGCUUGAAUUUAUAAAAAGAAUAAUUCCGAUUUGUACAUUAGACCUUGUGUAAAGGCACUAGUGCUUGUUAAACUCGCAUUAAGUUGUUAAAACAGGCUACUGCAUAUAGCCCUGUAUGUAUUCAUAAUAUCUACAUUAUACUAUGACGUAGAAAUAAGUUAAGAAUACACAUCAGGUUUUAUUCUGAAAAGACAACAGCUGUAUAUCAUUGUUAUUGUAGAUAAUGUUACUUUGCCCUAUCUUUUGACAAGUUUGUUAACAGUAUUAAGAGAAUAAUAAUAAAAAUAUAUUUUAUUUGAUCAUCCAAAAGUAAUAAAUUAUUUAUUGCAGUCUGUGUCACAAUCAGAUUUAUUAAUCAUGUAAAAAAUAUCAAAAAUUUAAUUGCUGUACUAUGCUUUAAUAUUAUAUAGAUUUAUGAGAUUUAUGUAAAUGUGACUUGCUUAAAUCAUUGUAAUUAUAAAGUAAAACGAAAAUGGAUUACCAGUUUUAAAAAUAAUAAUUAACAUGAUUUAAAUGUUAUUUUAGUGUCCUUUGCACUUAAAUCAGAAAAUCUAUGUUGAUCCUGGAUAAUUCCAUCAUGUCUAUUUUUCCAUUAAAUUAAAAAUAUAAUUCCAACAGGGAGGUGUUACUAAGAAUUAUAAUAGCAUUCUUAUUAUAGAUUGUUCAACUGUAUAAAUACUUGUAUUAGUUCAAUAUUAAAUUAUCUGUUUAAAAA
Pectinophora gossypiella (pink bollworm) is the source of this 1893-nucleotide messenger RNA. RefSeq names its product V-type proton ATPase subunit d (gene VhaAC39-1). Gene Ontology annotation, molecular function: proton-transporting ATPase activity, rotational mechanism. The transcript is spliced from 4 exons. Gene Ontology annotation, cellular component: early endosome; lysosomal membrane; proton-transporting V-type ATPase, V0 domain. Bases 123 to 1169 code for a protein of 348 amino acids. The record is from RefSeq and is a predicted model, not a curated record. Gene Ontology annotation, biological process: vacuolar acidification; vacuolar transport; proton transmembrane transport. NCBI's taxonomy places the organism in Eukaryota, Metazoa, Arthropoda, Insecta, Lepidoptera, Gelechiidae.